AUGCUGGACAGCUCACCAGCCGGAUCAACGACCGCCGCUACCGCCCACUCCGUCUUCACCUCUCCCGGACCUUCUACCGAGUCGGCAUCGCCCAAUAACGGCGGGACGAACGCGUAUGGGACGGAGAACGGUGGAGUAGGAGGAACAGAUGGUCAGGGCGAGCGCAAGAAGCGGAAGAAGAACCCCAGGGCCUGCGAUUACUGUCGUGCUCACAAGCUCAAAUGCGAGUACAUGCCGGACCGCGACCCACCGUUCUGCUUCGGUUGCCAAAAGCGCGGCCUCACCUGCGAAGCGAUCCAACCAGCACGCAUGGACGCCCGGAAGAAAGCCAAGCUCGAAGCGCUCGAGAUCGGCACGAACGACUUCUCCUUCUCUUCGCCCGCUACCAACGCUUUGCCAGACGCUCCGCUCGUUGAGACUCUGGAGACGGCGUCGCGGCCGUUCACGGGGAGUUUUGCUGGACUUGAUAUGCUGGCGAAGUGCGUUGACCGAGUCUCGAAGCGCAUGCACGAGCGGGCGACCUCGCCAGAAGACGAAGAAGCAGAUACACCAGUCGUGCGAGUCCUCGGCGAAACCUCUCUCACCCACUUCUUCGCACAACUCCAGCCUUCCGAAGACUUGCAAGUUGCUGCGAGACAGUUUGGACUGGCGCAUAGGCACGACGGCUCGAUACAGACGGGCGGAGGGGGAGGGAUGGCGGUACAUCGGGCACAUGGGGAAUUGACGAGCGAACUUGUGCUUGACCUGAUCCGCUACUACGCCAAACACGUCCAGCCGCUCUUUCCCGUCUACUCGCAAGAAGAACUCGCUUCCUUCGACACCCUCUCGCCCUUCGCCAUCCUCAGCAUCUGCGCCAUCGCCGCGCUGUCAGAGAAGUACCCGUACGAGUUUUUCCAUAACGUAAGGGCACAUCUCGCGACGGCGGUCGAGAUGUUUGAUCCGUUCUCGCAUUCUUCGCUCGAUAACGUACAAGCCAUCCUCGUCAUGUCGCAAAGCCCCGAACUUCACGGCUCGAACCACGCCAUCGCCGGCUCGCGCGUCUUCAUGCGCUCCAGUGCCGCAGUCCGGAUGUCGCAAGACAUCGGUCUGCACCGUCGACCGCCUGCGAACCUCUCGACGGCGGAGCGGAAUCGGAGGACGAGGGUAUGGAUGUGCUGCGUCUUUUCCGAUAGCUGGUACUCGGCUCGCUCCGGUCAGCCCGGCAUCAUCGACUUGGACGACUGCUACGACUACCUGUCGGAACCGUUCGACCAAGACCGCCAUCUAGUCGAGCAGUUCAAGCUCGCCGUGCUGCUGAAGCGCGCUGUGCGCGCCCUCAACCGGAUGCGACUGGGCCGAACAACGGAUCAGCAACUGCGCACGAUCCUGACCGACUUCGAUGUCUGGCUCGCGCGGAUACCCGAGUCGUUGCAGUUCGCCGGAUCCGACUCGUCCAGCAUCUUCCUCCGCCCCUUCGUCAAGCAAGAUCGCGACGUACCCUCCGGCAUCGCCUUCCGACCUUCGCCUGCUCGCUGGUUCGCCGUCGUCAACCGCACGCAGCUCACAAUCGACUGGCUGCUGCAGACGCCGGGCGUGUUGAGUAUCUCGCAUACGGCUUUCUAUGCGCUGACGAUGUCGGCGUCCGUCCAGUUCUUCCAGCACGUCAAGACCGGCGACCUACGCAACCUCAGCGCCCUCGAAGCCGUCAACAAGGGCCUCUUCACCUGGGCUUCGCGCAUCAAGGACGGUCCGCUUGCGACUCGUCACAAGGUUCACAAGGUUGCGUUUCUGCUGUGGCAGGCUGCGGCGAGGCGGCACGUCCCCUCGGCUGGGGCGAAGGGGAAGGAGGUGGAGCAGGCGAUUCUGGGCGUGUCGAGCGGGCGGGCGACUCGGCAGGCUUCGCCUGUGCCCCUCGCGCCGGCGAUGACUACCACGGUGACGGACUCCUCGGCUUCCGCUACCAUCUCGUCCGCCAACUCCGUCUCGCCCGCUCUUCCCGCGACCACUUUCGCGCAGGAACCACUUCCUUUCGCAUCCGCCGACGUCUCUGCAACCUCCUCUCCGCCGACAACCUUCCCAGUCCCUCUCUCGCUUGCCAUCCCGCCUCUUCCCCCGACCGAAGGCGCGCUACCAGACUGGCUGCAGACAGAGUGGCAAGGCUGGUGUGACUCGUUGAUGACGGACGAGUGGGGCGCGUUAUUGCAGGAGGACGGGGAGUGGCCGAGUUUGCCGGGGAUGGGUUGA
This is a messenger RNA of Rhodotorula toruloides NP11, 2223 nucleotides long. Its product is annotated as Zn(2)-C6 fungal-type transcription factor. NCBI's taxonomy places the organism in Eukaryota, Fungi, Basidiomycota, Microbotryomycetes, Sporidiobolales, Sporidiobolaceae. Gene Ontology annotation, molecular function: DNA binding; zinc ion binding; DNA-binding transcription factor activity, RNA polymerase II-specific. The transcript has 13 exons. The record is from RefSeq and is a predicted model, not a curated record. Gene Ontology annotation, biological process: regulation of DNA-templated transcription; DNA-templated transcription. Bases 1 to 2223 code for a protein of 740 amino acids.